This is a messenger RNA of Bombus impatiens (common eastern bumble bee), 7593 nucleotides long. RefSeq lists its product as uncharacterized. Gene Ontology annotation, molecular function: heme binding; peroxidase activity. NCBI's taxonomy places the organism in Eukaryota, Metazoa, Arthropoda, Insecta, Hymenoptera, Apidae. Gene Ontology annotation, biological process: response to oxidative stress. The transcript has 9 exons. The coding region runs from base 666 to 4997 and encodes 1443 amino acids. The record is from RefSeq and is a predicted model, not a curated record.
AGUCGAGUCUUUGCUUUAGAAUCUAACGCAACGCUUUUUUUAAGUCUACCGUGAUGAAACGGUCUAGAUUAUCGUUGGUCCGUUGAUUUUCGUAUUUGAUCGACGGAAGGACUCGGUUAAUUACACCCUGUCACGUUUACGACGCGUCGAAGAUUGUAAUUAGCGGUGGAUGCACGACGAUCGAUGUGCCAGUUCAGCCGCUUUCAUAAUUACUGCCUAGCUAUGCAGAGAGGAGUUGGAUAAUCAACAGGGAGCCCGUUGCUUGGGUUGAUCGUCGAUUCGACACGUGACAGCAGGCCAUCGGAUUUCCCACGAUUAUCACUGAUAAAUCGAUUUUUCCUCACCUACUGCGGAAAUACUCGUGUUCAUCGCGUUGCUUUGCUAAUAAUCGUUUCUGGAAAUGUACCAAUGCUCGUGAAAACGGAUGCAGCGUAGAGAGCGACAGAAAGCAUCUUGCUGUGCCCAAGAGGACAGGAAGUUCCGAUUUGCGUCGAUUCCUCCGCGGUAAACCGAGUCGACUCGAACCGAACGGAGUCGAGCUGCGAAACUCGCCAGUUGUCCACGCCAGUUCACUUUUGUUCGCCAUUGUGAUCAUCAACACACCACGAGUAUUUUCCUCGAGAUUUCUUUUUGUCGUUCGCCAGUGAGAUAUUGUCGUUCGGACCAUGUACGCGGAUAGAGGAGUUAAUGAAAGGACGUCGCUUACGAGACCUCUGGAUUCCCCGGACUACGUGGAAUUUGCGAGCCUGCUGAGGACCCGGAAGACUCGAAUCAGACAGUUUCAGUGCUGCAUCUGCGCCGCUGUAAUAGCGAUCUUCACUAUGGCCCUUAUAGUGACAGUAAGCUACUCCGUGAGCCACGAUAUGAUAGACGUCGGUCCAAACUUCACCACUUCUUCCUCCGAGUCUACCAUGAAUCUCACAAGCAAUUUAAAAUUGGGCAUUGCUCCUGGAUCUGGGUCCUACACCCUCUUCAGCAAUCCUUCCAUCGUCCCAUCUUCUAAUUCUAUCUUUGUGUCUGACAAAAACACAAAAGAUACUGCUACGCCAAAAUUAACAGACGAUGAGAUAAAGAUAGGGCUGGAAGCAAGUCGCCAAGCAGUAAAUGAGCGACUUUUUGCAGACGUUACUGCGUUGAUGUCUCCAUUACCUUCACCAUCGCCUGAAAUGAGGCAUCGUUACGCAGUAAGCACUUGCACGAGUGUUGGAACACUAGCUUUAGCGGCUGUAGCAGAACUUGCAGCGACUAAAAGAAUCGAAAGUUCAAGGACAAUCUUUGGAGCAUCCUCUGCUAUUGGAAGCUUCUUCGACGCAGGCUGGCAGUUUCUGGGUAUUUGCAAGCAAUUCACCACCCCAGAAUGUCCAUCUAGUAAAUAUAGAACCUUCGAUGGAAGUUGCAAUAGACCAAUGCAAUGGGGAGCCACCAUGACACCAUUCAGAAGAGUUCUAGCGCCUAACUAUGCCGAUGGUGUCGAAGCUCCUCGCAGAGCAGCUACAGGAGCCGAGUUACCCUCAGCAAGGGAAGUUAGUUUGAAGGUUCACAAGCCUUCACCAAGUAGCAAUCCUCAUUUCACAGUGAUGUUAGCUGUUUAUGGACAAUUUUUGGAUCAUGAUAUCACCGCUACUGCGAUUAGUCAGGGUAUCAAUGGUACUUCUAUUUCUUGUUGUCCACCAUCUGUUGGUCAUCCUGAGUGUUUUCCUGUUCCUGUAUCUUCUGGAGAUCCUGUUUUCGAUGUAGCUGGGAGAACGUGUAUGGAUUUCGUCAGAUCUGCACCCGCACCCCAGUGCAAACUGGGCCCCAGGCAACAGUUGAAUCAGGCGACUGCGUUUAUUGAUGGCUCUGCAAUCUAUGGAUCUGAUCAGGAUACAGCUCGUAAGUUGCGAGAAUUUUCUGGCGGUCGUCUGAGGAUGCAGUUGACUCCGGACAAUCGAACUCUCUUACCACCUAGCAUGAAUCCUAACGACGGCUGUAAUCGUGAAACUGAGAAGUUGAGGGGCAGGUACUGCUUCGCAGCAGGCGACGCCAGGGCAAACGAGAACCUGCACUUGACGACGAUGCAUCUGCUCUGGGCGCGACAGCACAAUAGAAUCACCGAGCAGUUGGCUAAGGUCAACCCUUCUUGGAAUGACGAAACGCUAUACGAAGAGUCUCGACGUAUAGUGGGUGCUCAACUGCAACAUAUUACCUAUCAGGAAUUCAUACCUAUUAUCUUAGGAGAGCAAGAAACGAAUCUACGUGAUUUGAAGCCUCUCAGGUCCGGCUAUAGACAGUGGACCGUAGAUGACUCUAAUACUGACCCAAGUAUAGCCAAUAGUUUUGCAGCAGCUGCCUUUAGGUUUGCUCAUACUUUGUUACCUGGCUUAAUGAAAAUGACUGACGAGCAAGAAGGAACCUCCUCUUAUGUAGAACUGCACAGAAUGUUGUUCAAUCCAUAUAGUUUGUACGCAGAGGGUGGAGUGAAGAGUUCAGUCAUCUCAGCUACGAGAAAUAUGAUUCAGAUGUCAUCUACCCAUGUCACUUCUCAAUUGACCAAUCACUUGUUCGAAGAUCCUAUUGCUAAUGUUACUGUUCCCUGUGGCUUGGAUUUGGUAUCGUUGAAUAUUCAGCGUGGGAGAGAUCAUGGACUUCCUGGUUACAUUAAAUGGAGGGAAUAUUGUGGAUUGGGGAAAAUAAAAAGUUUCUCUGAUUUGGAAGGACACCUGGAUCCGCAGGCCCUUCAAGACAUUUCCUCAUUGUAUGGGUCGAUUUAUGAUAUUGAUUUAUAUACUGGAGCUUUGGCUGAAUUACCUAGGGCUGGUGGUAUCGUUGGUCCCACUUUUACGUGUCUGAUCGCUGAUCAAUUUGUUAGGUUGCAGAAAGGGGAUAGGUUUUGGUAUGAAAUGCCUGGACAACCGCAUUCAUUCACAGAAGACCAGCUUACAGAAUUACGUAAAACCUCAUUGGCGAGGUUGAUCUGUGACUGUUCCGACGGUGUAAUACAAACUCAGAUGGAAGUGAUGCGAGCAAUAAGUGCAGAGAACCCCAUGAUGUCCUGUGAAGACAUCCCAGGGCCAUCCUUUGAACCAUGGAGGGAAUACAACUCAACAUCCCCCAAAUUACAAGUUCCUUUCAUGCCAGUCAAUUGGACGCUAUUAAAGAACAAUAUUAAUGACACAAUCAGAGAUAUCGUGACCUAUAUCAACAGUUCUAGGACUAUGAUGGACACUGACUGGUUAGCCUUCAAGAAUUACAUAAACGAUACAUUCUUUGAUCUUCAAAACCAAUUAUCUGGUUUGCAUCCCCUGGAGGUAGAUGAUUCUACGUCCAUGGAAAAAUUAUCAAUGGAUUCUGAUAGUUUUAUUUUAAGAGCACCACGAUCACCAAAUAUGUAUCAAGAUUGGAUCACAUUUAAAAAUAACCUGGUAAUGUCAUUGAAUGAUUCUAUACAGACGAUGGGCGGUGGACCAGCUGCAGUGACCAAAUGGAUAGCUUUUAAACAGAAUGUUAUCGAUCAAUUCGCUGAUUUAAAGAACCGGAUCUCGUCUUUGAAGGCAGAUAUUACUCCGGAAUUAGAGACGAAGAAGAAAGAGCAAGAACAAGCUUUGAUGAAUAAGAAUAAAUUAAUAGGGACUUCGAGUAUCAAGAAGAUUUCAGCAAUUUUUGAUUGGAAAAACUUUAAGGAUAAUAUUAUAUCCUCUUUAGAUGAUAGUAUUAUGAAUAUAGGCGACAAUAUGCCCGCCCCUAGUGAUCCAGCUUGGGCUACUUUAGGAGAUGAUAUUAAAGACCGACUUUCUGCUUUUAGGGACAAGAUCGAUAGUCGGAGAUCUACUACAGUUCCUACUGAAUUAGCCAUGGGGAAAUCAGAUACUAAUGACGAUUGGAUAAAUAAUAAACUUGAUAUAAUUAAGACUGUAAACGAUGCUGUGAAUAAGAUUAAGAACGAAAUGCCACCACCAGCUGAUCCAGCAUGGGCUAUGUAUAGGGAUGAGAUUAUGAAAAGUUUCUCUGCUUUCGAGAGCACUCCAGCACGUAUAGAACUCGCAACAUUAUCCACCAUAAAUAAAAUUUCUCAACGUGAAUAUCUAGGAACUUCUUCAGCAGACAAAUUUGGUUAUAUGGAAUUAUCUAAUUUGACUGACGAUUGGUUACAAUUCAGAGCUCAAGUCAACGAUUCCUUAAGUAAAAUGAUCCAGGACAUUCAGAGCAAGGAACCAACAGAGAUUGAUCCUAUUGCUUGGGCUGUUUUCAAAGAUUCAACUAAGUCUGAUUUCGCAAAGUUAAAAAAUGAAAUUGGAAGUAUGAAGACUGAAUGGAUUGCAGAAAUAAGCAAAUUACAACCAAAUAAAAAUUUUUCGAAUCUCCAAGCUAAGUUUAACAAAUCUGAAGACUCGUCUAGGUCUGAUUAUAUUAAAUUUAUUAAACCAGUCAUUCCUCCUGAUGAAUGGGUCGACUUUAAGAAACAAAUUAACAAUACUGUGAUGAAUAUUCUUAAUACUGCGAAUACAACAGAUAGAUGUAACUUUGAUGACCUCCACGAAAUGUUCAACGAAUCUUUCACCGAUCUGAAGAACGAAAUAUCAGCUCUGAGGAGUUUGGUCAAGGAUACUUAUAAUAACAAAACCGCAGCUGAUUGGAUUAGCUUCCAAAUGAAGUUGAAUUUUACAGUGAAGGAUCUAGUGGAUAGUUUAAAGAAAGAAGCUCAGCUACAAACAGGGAAUGUGACGAGGAUUUUGUUCGAAGCUAAAGACAAGUUGUCUGAUCUUGAACCACCAGUGAAUUCAGGCUUGACUCCGCCCACAAAAUGGAUUCAAUACGCUUUACGAAUAAAUAAAACAAUUUCAGAUGCUUUAGAAGGCAUCGACAGCCAGAAACACGCAGCACUGAUGAUUAGUGCCGCUAAACCAGAAUCAUCAUCAUCAGAUAAUCCUAAAAAUCUUACGAAUUGGUUGAUUGUUCCUUGUCUUGCGAGUUCGCUCCAUGUGUUCACUGUGGUAUCAAGGCUUCAAAUUCGCAUGUAAAGAAAUUACUACUAUUUUUUAUUAUGCUUGUUGUAUAUAUUCUAUUAUUUAUAGAAAUUAACUUUUAUUACACACUAACAAAGAGAUAAGUAUAGGAGGAAGGAAUCAAAAGGAAAGUGAGAGUGUCAUUGGAACUGACGUACCUUUUCAAUGAUCGCGCUUGAAACAUUAAUCCCAAUUAAUUAACAACAACAACAAUGAUAAUAAUAAUUAAUAUGAAUCUACGUGGCGAGACUUAAUAACAGGGCAGUGCCUCUUUUUACCCAGAAGUCCGAUCCUCCUGGACCUGCGUUUAAAUCGACCGCUACUACGAACGAUGGUCUUCCUUGAUCCCCGCUUCUUUGGGGGUAAUAAUAACAGGGACAUGUGUAGAGUCCUGUGCAGAGAAAUCGAAAGAAAGUAUGUAAUUACUUGAAUUAAUUAGAAAAUCGUAAUUUCAAACGAAAAUUCUUUUCAUCAAUGUGGCGAACAAUUUUUUUUCGAAUAAUUUUUAUAUCGUUGUCGUCGUUGUUACCUCUGGUUCUCUUUUUAAGCUCUUCCGCGGGUCGGAAGUGAAUCACCGGCAUGUUGCAAACAAGUUGCAUAGGGGACGGUUCGACGAGGACACUGUUCCUCUUGUCCCAGCCAGCGCCUUCCAGAAAGAUAGAGCGUAUGUACACGCCGUCCUGUAAUGGAAUGUACACACGGUUAGAAGCAUGCACACACGCCGCCACUUUCCUAGCUAUAUCACUACGAUGAAUUUUUUAUCCCAUCUAUUUUUCCGCGGACAGGGAAUCGAUAGAGACGUUCCAGAGCCUGGCGGAUGUCUGCAAUACAGCGGUAAGGAAGCCGGUUGGGAACGUGAAUGCGGCCAGCCAGAACAGCAGCGGCGGAUGAGUAGUUCGAGCCCAUUCAUUGAAGUGUUCCACCCUGCUGACUAAAUCCCUUGUCCAAGCACCCAACAGUUUCAACGACGGAUAUGUUGUCAGCCAAAUCGAAGGGACGCGACCUUCGUGUACACAGUGGCAAUGGGCGCCUGUCCUUGACCCAGAGACAGAGUCAUAAAGUGGUUAGUCAUUUCCUGGCUGUCGACUAGUUGCAUCAGGGUGCUCGUAGGAUCCACGCCGGGCGAGAGGACGAAUAUAAGCGGAGUCUGUGCUACGGAAUCGUCGAGCACUGCCUUCAGGUCGAGUACCGGUGGCUCGACGAACCUUUGACCGAGAUUUAGCACGAUGAAGUUCGCGAUACAGAAGGAAAUUCUGUCAGGACGGCAGCUACGUAUUACUAGCAUCUUCUGAAACACGUUGCAAUUCGUCUCCCACUCUGCUACUAGGGGAAACGCACCAAUUAUGCCAAUCUCGUGGGAACUGUUCAAACGAAGAAACAAUUCCAUGAAAUCCAGCCAGCUUAUCGAGUUCUGUGAUAUUAUCCCAAGUUUCAUCGGGCAACCAGCCAAUCGGCUUAUCUGGCUGAUUCUCUCUGUCCAGAACGAUUCCACCACGCAGCAAGAACGCAUACUCGUUAGGAAUCACCUUAUCUUGUGCGUCCAAGAUCUUCAUACACAUGUUAAAGGAAAAGAGUAAUUUGUGUUGUUCGAAGAGACCUCGACACGUGUUCCUGAUUCAACGAGAGUUGUCUUUGAGUGGUAAUAGCGCAAUAUAAAAUCAACAUUUUUAUACCUAAAUUUAUUUCAUCGUUUUGAUUUUUGCGAUCGAGCCUAUGAACGUUACUCACAUAUUUCGUGACAUUCUGUAUAGGGCUAUACGUACUUGUACAAUGCAUAAGUGUGAUAUUCGUUUAGAUUCUCGAUUCUUUCAGGGAGCUUUAUACUUUUCGCACUCUUGUCGAUCGACAGCAUAAACAAGGUAAUAUAUGCGUCCAAGGCGAAUUGGUACAUCGGAUCAAUAAAACUCAUGUCGUUCAAGACGAAGAAGAGGAUCGCGGCACGAUGUGCACAGGACCUGUAUUCUUCUCUGGCAAGGUCUAUCUCCUUCUCUGUUUGUUCAGACACUACCAACGAUUCCUCGAUAGAGGUCGAGGUCGCCUUUGACGAUUGCAACGUGCUCAGUAAAUCCAGGUCGUCCAGUAGAGUGUCUCCGGCCACGUUCAGUAGACUAGGAAGGGAUCAAAAGAAGCAAAGGAUAUCUUACUGGAGUAUUUUGUCUUCGAGUUCUUUGAGAGUUCGUUUAUUGGACGAGAUCGUGAAGACCAGAUUGUCCUUCUGUUCUUCGAGCUGCGGCUUCUCUUUUCUGACCACGAUUCCCAAGAGCUGGUCUUCCAGUCCUGCGCACAGGAUAAUAAGGUUCUAGACUUUGUCUCCUCUGGCUACCUCUUUCUCUACCGCCCUCUCGAUCUAGUUCGCUUCCCGUUCAUCCUUCUCUCUGUGUCCAUCUUUUUCGCUCUCUAUUAUCUACCCUUUUCCAACUGACGCACGAUAAGACAAUUAGUUACCCUGUUCCUUAAUGGCGAAGUUGCAUAACGUCGUUUUAGUGGAUAUCUCCGGGGCGUAAUGGGGGUUCGCGAGUUUCGUCGUGAUGAAGAGCCGGAACUUGUCGUGGUAGCUGAUCAUCUUUUCGUUGAACUUGAUCAUCAUCUGGUUCUCUGUACAGUCAGAGAA